GCCAUUUUACUUCCUGCUAAACGAGCUCUGCUCACAAAACUACUUUCAAAACCAUAAAAACAGGGAUUUUUUUCCCUAAAAUGUCAUCCCGAAGAUGGUUCCAUUCGAAUGUGAGCGGUUUGGAAGCAGAAAGACUUCUGACAGAGCGGGGACAUGAUGGAAGCUAUCUUGUUCGACCAAGUAAAAGCAACCCAUUGGACUUCACAUUAUCAGUYAGGAGAAAUGGUGAGGUGACACACAUUAAAAUACAGAACAGUGGAGACUACUAUGACUUGUAUGGUGGAGAGAAGUUUGCUACUCUAUCAGAGCUGGUCCAAUAUUACACGGAAAACCCAGGUCAACUAAGAGAAAAGAAUGGACAGCUGAUAGAAAUGAAAUUCCCUCUGAACUCUGCUGAUCCUACCACUGAAAGAUGGUUUCAUGGUCACAUGUCCAGCCGAGAAGCAGAAACUGUUUUGCUUGACAAGGGUAAAAAUGGCAGYUUUCUUGUCAGAGAAAGUCAAGGCAAGCCUGGAAAYUAUGUUYURACUGUAAGAUGUGAUGACAAAGUGACACAUGUCAUGAUUAGAAACCAGGGSGGKCGCUAUGACGUUGGUGGUGGUGAACAGUUUGCAGAUCUUACAGAACUUGUUGAACAUUACAAGAAGAAUCCAAUGGUUGAGAAAUCAGGCACAGUGGUGCAUCUAAGAAAUCCAUUCAAUGCUACAAGAAUCAAUGCAGCAUGCAUUGAGGACAGAGUCAAAGAACUACAGAAAGAAAACAAGAAUGUCACUGGAAAAGCAGGCUUUUAUGAAGAAUUUGAGGUCCUUCAAAAACAAGAAUGCAAACACUUAUACAGCAGAAAGGAAGGAGAAAGACCUGAAAACAAAUCCAAAAAUAGAUAUAAAAACAUUCUGCCAUUUGAUCACAGCAGAGUGAUCCUGAAAGGCCGUGAUCCCAAUAUUGUUGGAUCAGACUACAUUAAUGCAAACUACCUUGAUGGAGAAGCCAAAGGCACAAAGAAGCAAUACAUCGCUGCACAAGGAUGCCUUCCAGCAACAGUGGAGGAUUUCUGGGCAGCCAUUUACCAAGAAAACUCUCGAAUUAUUGUCAUGACAACCAAAGAAGUUGAAAAAGGAAGGAAUAAAUGUACAAGGUAUUGGCCUGAUCCUGAGACCGUGAAAGAUGUUGGUAAUUAUCACGUCAAACAUAUCAAAGAAACUGAACUUCCUGAUUACAUCCUGAGAGAAUUUGAACUCACGACAGACAACGAUUUUAUUCCAAGAACUAUCUACCAUUUCCACUACACUGGCUGGCCAGACCACGGCGUCCCUAAAGACCCCAGUCCAGUGUUAAGUAUUUUACAAGAAGUAGAUCUAAAGCAGAAGGCAGUAUUAUCUGCAGGACCUAUCAUCGUUCAUUGCAGUGCUGGCAUUGGAAGAACAGGUACUUUCAUCGUUAUUGACAGUCUGAUACAUCUUAUCAAAGAACAAGGUCUUGACACAGAAAUUGAUAUUUCAAAAGCCAUUCAAAAUGUUAGAGCUCUGAGAUCUGGCAUGGUUCAGACAGAGGCACAGUAUGAGUUUAUUUACAAAGCCAUUCAUCAUUACAUUAGCACAGAGAUGGCCAGACUAAAGUCAUCAGACGCGCCCUCUGCAGUAUAUGGCAAUUUGUCUAAUCUACGCGUCAAUCCUGAUGCACCUCCAGCAUUGCCUUCACACUUUCCUGGUAGACAUGAGGACGUUAAGCCGGCACCUCCACCGCCGCCUCAUUAAAGUGGCUCACGUCAGCAUUCAGGGUUUCAAGUAAAGAAAGCACAGACGUACAGAAGAGUAAUAUACACUAUAGCUAUUUGAAUAAGUGUAUAUUUUAAUAGUAUUGAGAUUCAUUUAAUAGUUUCCUAUCAAUUUGAGACACCAAUAUUGUAUGGUAUUGACGUCUCAAAUCUUAUUCCCGAAAAUUAACAACGCAGACGACACGCCAGGCCAUUUUGAACGCUCGUAAAACGCAUUUCAGUCGCCACCUUAAAAUCACUAGGUCUGUCUUCUGCCAUGGCGGUGAACUUUACUAGCUAUUUUGAUCGGCAGGAAUAGCGGUCAAGAUCACUGAUAUCAAACAAGUCAAAUACUGGCGAUCCAAUACGCACACAAUCAUCGAUUGAAAUUCGCUUUUUCUGUAUCUAGCUGACAAAAUAUCCUAUCGUGUCUGUCGUCGACUUUAAAGUAUAUUUUCUCUUAGUGUUUAGUUAAUAGGUAGGAAAUGAAGCGUUUUGCUAAUAUUUAAUGACAAAUUUAUUAAAAUAAGAGGAAAUUAGGUGUCUCUUACGACAUGCGAAGUAUCUUUUGAGUGCACGCUCCACUACUCCUCGACCUUAYGGUACAUCGUAUCGGUGUACAAGCAACUGUACCCGUAUAUAMGGUUAACUGCAUUUAACACGGGGGAAAUGGGUAAAUUACCUGGUAGGUACUGGUAGACAAUAAAAGUGUUACAUUUGAGUAGCCAUAGACGUAUUUUGUAAAAUGAUAUCACCCACCCGUAACAGUGCACCAAAACGGUGUACCUGAAGGUCUCUUCUGAUUACGCUAAAUAGCAGCGCUUGACGUUAGAACGUCGAUGUUGAGCAACUCGCACUUUGUCCGUAAUUUGUUAAAAGCGGUAUACGUCUAUUUCAAAUAACGUUGUCAAGGAGAACGGCGAUGUCGAACGGAGAUUGUGCGACCGAAAGGGACUAUGGUUACGUUGUUUGACAUACAAAGUUCUCCUUAUUGGGUCCGCCUUAUGUGAAAAUAAGCCACUAAUAUGGAGUCAGUGUUUAUCAAAGACUAUYUUACAAUAUGAAACAGUUAUUAUUUCAUUAUUUCGCAUCAUUUAGCAAAUCCCAUGACUUCCUUCGGCCAUGCAAUCUCCAAAAAUYGUCAUUCGCCAUUUUAUCGAUAACCCCUUUUUUGAAAUAGUUAUAUCAAGAAUCAUAGCAGAUAACUAAUUAUAAUCUGAGUAUCGGGGUUCUCUGGUURGGAGAGUGGAGAGAAAAAGCAUUUUGAAUGGACUUGUAUUCRAUCAAGUCAAAGUAAUUACCAUUGUGAGCUUAGAAAACAAAAUGUUUCUUCURAGUUUGGUGAGAGGAUUUCAAGGCAUUKCCUAUGUCGCUGUGCGACUGCUUUAAUCGAAUAUUCUCGCUCUUACAGCUCACGUCUUAUUAUUUUGUCGUGUCGAAAUGGUAAUUACUUUAAAGGCUGAUUUACACGGCAUGAUUGUCUCGUGCGAUUUGUAGUAUACAACUUGAAUCGCGCCGUGUAAAUGCCCCUACGACUUGUCUACAACAGUCGUACGCAACCUACGACUUGUAGUAGGGUUUUGAACCACUGCUUAAAAUCCUACGACUUGUCGUAGGAAAAUCGUAUACUACAAGUCGCGCGCGACAAAUCGUACCGUGUACAUCAGCCUUAAGGCCCAGGCUCAGCCGAGAACCUCUGCGGUAGCUGUUUUGUUUUGAUCUCUUGUUGAAAGUUGCUCUCUGAUUGGUUCAAAACAAAUAUGACKUAUUAAGAGCGCGAGUCACGCAAAGGUUGAUGGAUGAAUAUGGGCUCUUGAUUUAAUUAUCUAUAGCCUGCGUAGCGGCCCACUGUGGACACUGUGGGAUCCCUGUGGACAAGAAAAGAGCCGCUACACGGGCUAAAGUAUCUGAACUGGGUUAGACUGGGAUAUUAUUCGCCCGUUGCAGAUGUUCCUCAGUUUAKCUCGAUGUAUGCUAGUUUAGCCCGACCCUUAGAUGACUUCAUCCAGUGUUUGUCAGUGAUUUCGAAGGAAUUAUGUUCUCUUAAAUAGUAACAUAAAAUGGAUCAGCCAUUGUUUUAUAUAAAUAUAAGAAAUUGUAAUAAUAAUAAAUUCACAUAAUAAUAGCUGCACCUGCUAAUUCA
Messenger RNA from Exaiptasia diaphana, 3896 nucleotides. Its product is annotated as tyrosine-protein phosphatase non-receptor type 11. The record is from RefSeq and is a predicted model, not a curated record. The transcript has 17 exons. NCBI's taxonomy places the organism in Eukaryota, Metazoa, Cnidaria, Anthozoa, Actiniaria, Aiptasiidae. Gene Ontology annotation, molecular function: protein tyrosine phosphatase activity. Gene Ontology annotation, biological process: protein dephosphorylation. The coding region runs from base 81 to 1754 and encodes 557 amino acids.